Messenger RNA from Corythoichthys intestinalis (scribbled pipefish), 3287 nucleotides. RefSeq names its product septin-9-like. Gene Ontology annotation, cellular component: microtubule cytoskeleton; septin complex; septin ring. Gene Ontology annotation, biological process: intracellular protein localization; cytoskeleton-dependent cytokinesis. Gene Ontology annotation, molecular function: GTPase activity; molecular adaptor activity; GTP binding. NCBI's taxonomy places the organism in Eukaryota, Metazoa, Chordata, Actinopteri, Syngnathiformes, Syngnathidae. The coding region runs from base 562 to 2382 and encodes 606 amino acids. The transcript is spliced from 11 exons. The record is from RefSeq and is a predicted model, not a curated record.
UAGUGAUGGGGUGGGGUGGAGUGCGGGGGCCCUGUAAUGGUCUCUUGUCCCCGGGCCCCUGCAAGUCUGUUGACAGCCUUGCUUGUAAGUUAAUUUUAUUGCGGACACCGCGUUUCGGGGUCAUCAACAUGUUUUGCCCCCCGCCACAAAAGUCAAACUUCUCCUAUGGUUAAUUUCGCUUCCAAACAUUUACUUUGCAAGUGAUUUAAUACAUAUUUUUGGAACGUGGAGGAAGCCACAGUAACUGGGGAAAACCCAUGCGAGAACAUGCCAACUCCUCAAAGGAACAAUUUUAAUCACCACUGAUGCGCUCGCGCUAACGUCUGCGCAUGCGCCAAGUUGAUAACUGUUGACCACCAGGUGUUGUAGGUGUCACAGUCGUGAGGCUAUCGACGUAAAUAUCUCCGUGUGAAAUUGUACCUUCUAUUCAUGCCCGAGGAGCUACAGUUCGAAGUUGGAAUCCACUGAUUGACGUCUGUAUUUGUUCGUUGUUAUGGUUGUUUUUUUCCACUAAAGUGGACGCUAUUUUUAGCGAGUGUGUCGAUCGAAUUUCCAAGCACAAUGCUAUCGAGCUACGUGAAGCGGGUCAAGACAGCUCUGAAACGGUCAUUUGAAGUGGAGGAGACAGAUUCAUCCACGCACCCCUCGCCUCUAUCCCGUCGGAUCAAUAACCCCCUCCGCUCGUCGCUUUCCUCAACUUCCAGCCAGAGGAGUUAUGACCUGAGCUCCCGCAACUCUGACUACUACUCUGCCAAAUCGUCCCCCUCUGACUCCUCCAAUCCACGUUCCCCCAAAACCGGUAUGAGGCGCAUUGAGUUGCCAGGGAGCCGCAACCCCGACGCGGUAUCUUCACGCCGCACGGAAAUCUCCAUUGAAGUCUCGUCAAAGCAGAUUGAUAACUCGCCCAGUGCCGGCAUCACCCGCUUUGGCCUUAAGCGACCUGAGGUGAGCCUGGGCAGUCGGAGCACCCCGCCUGACGGUGCCUCCAAUCCCAUCUCCAACUCCACAAGCAGGAGGGUAGAACUUGGCAUGGGACGGCCGAGUGAGCCGCCUGCACCUCCCAGGAGGAUGGAUGCUCAGCUAUCAUCCACGCCUGUCUCUCGGAUCCCUGAGCCACCUCAGAGAAGAGCCGAUCUCCCGUCGGUCGAAGUGGCCCGAAGGCCGGAGAUUCCCAGCUUUAGACAAGCAGAUGGUUUCGUGCCAGGCGCAGCAGUGGAGAACAACAACCACCUGCCACCUCCAGCAUCCAAUGCACCUCUGCCCUGCCUAGCUGACAGCAGAUUGGAGUGGGAGUCACCCACUGUCAUAGAGACCCCAACGGUUCAAUCCACAGAACGGUCGGAGUUGAUUUCUAGCUACAGUAACAGUGCCAUGGCCGACACGGCGGUCCCUGACGCUACGGUGUCGUACGGCGACAGACCUACGGCCCCAGUGGUGGACUUCAGUUAUGUGGGCAUUGAUGCCAUCUUGGAACAGAUGAGGAGAAAGGCCAUGAAGCAAGGAUUUGAGCUUAACAUCAUGGUUGUAGGACAGAGUGGCCUGGGCAAAUCCACUCUGAUGAACACAUUGUUUAAAUCAAAAGUCAGUCGCAAGUCUGUGACGGCCACUGCUCAAGAAAAGAUCCCCAAGACAAUUGAAAUUAAAUCUAUAAGUCACGAUAUCGAGGAGAAGGGAGUGAGAAUGAAGCUGACUGUUAUCGACACACCUGGCUUUGGAGACCAGAUAAACAAUGAGAACUGCUGGCAGCCCAUCAUGAAAUUUAUUAACGACCAAUACGAGGCGUAUCUGCAGGAGGAGAUAAACAUUAACAGGAAGAAGAGGAUCCCGGACUCUAGAGUCCAUUGCUGCAUAUAUUUCAUCCCACCUACUGGACACUGUCUGCGGCCUCUUGAUGUGGAGUUCAUGAGGCGUCUGAGUAAGGUCGUCAAUAUAGUUCCAGUUAUUGCUAAAGCGGAUACGCUCACCCUAGAGGAGAGGGACUUCUUUAAAAAGAAGAUUAGGGAAGAGCUGCGAGCCAACGGGAUUGACAUAUACCCCCAGAAAGAGUUCGACGAGGAUACCGAGGACAGAAUGAUCAACGAGAAGAUCAGGGAAAUGAUCCCAUUUGCUGUUGUGGGCAGCGAUCAGGAGUACCAGGUCAAUGGCAGGAGAUUGCUGGGGAGAAAAACCAAGUGGGGAACAAUUGAAGUUGAAAACAUAGCCCACUGUGAAUUUGCCUUUUUACGGGAUCUUCUUAUCAGAACCCAUAUGCAGAACAUAAAGGACAUCACCAGCAGCAUCCACUACGAAAUGUACCGCGUGAGGCGCCUUAAUGAGAACAACACGGCGGCGCCUCAAGCCAACGGCGUGCCUGAACAUCAUUUAACUGCCCACGAGAUGUAGAAACCACCUGGUCCUCAACCCCCUUAUUUGUACAAACUUUGGCCCACCCUAUACUGGUGGAUUCGAAACAAACAAGCCUGAGAAUUAGAGGCGGUUGUGUCCUUUCUAUGACUUUCUCAAUGUCCUGGAUGACAAGAGUGAAGAAAUGUCUCGAUUCUUCCCACAGUCCCUGCAGGUUUAACCAACAUGUGGCCUCACUCCAGGUGCCAAACAGGAACUGACAUCCCACUAUAUUCCAUGUUUUUAUCUUGUUCACAUUUUAUGCUUUCUCCAGUUUGUUUGGAUGCUUUUUGCAGCGCUUCUUAGAGUUUACCAGUUCCCCAUGGUCAUGCACCGCCUGCAAAUCUGUGUGUGGACAGCACCGUGUGAAUGUGUGUGGCAGGGUUCAGUGCACAAAAAACGGUCACGGAGAAGGGUUAAAAAAUGGCACAUACAGUAACUCUCACUUAGCAACAAGGUGUUUCUGCUUGGGUCACAUGUACAUAACAUCAGGACCUUGGUGUAUUUCUCAUUUUAGUAAUACCUGCCACUGUUUUUAUUCAAAGAGUGAUUUAAUGAGUUGGUAUUUAUGCACCAUAUCAAAUGUGAAUAUUGCUUGUCCAUUUCUUCACCUAAUUUCCAAGACAAUCUUCUAAGGCUAACUCAAUGGUGCCCUAUUUAUUGGCGAAUGUUGUGGAAGCCGCGUUCCCUAUGUUUAAACAUUUUUCCAUUAUCUCCCAUUGUUUAUAAGGAUACAAAGCCCAUUUUAUUGGAUUUACCAGCAAGUAUGCCUGUUUGUCUUGUUUAAAUCCAAAAGCUGCCAUAUUCUUGUGUAUUCUUUUGUUUGCUUCUUUUGUACUUUUUAUUAUUGAUAAUAACAAAAUGGCCUUUAUCUUAUUUUAAGAAAUAAAGAUUGUUGUUGUAAA